AUGGUCGAGCAAUCGAGUAAUAUUUACCAACCAUUAAAUUUAAAUAGAAUCAUUAUCGAGGGUUUGGAAGAUCUAUUAAAGUAAAGAGAGGAAAACUUUCGUGAUCACACAUAAAGAUGCAAGAAAAAAACUAUAGUUGCUCUGACUAGAAUUUUUCAUCCAUUCACAAUAUUGAGUCUAGCCUAUACAGCUGGUCUUAUAUACAAUAUUCAUAGACUAGAAGAGAAGGAUUUCGACAAUCACUUGAAUGUAGAUUUUGUAUCAGGAAAAUCACUAAUAACCUAGCAUUACAUUACUAUAAUCGUCUUGCUACUACUUAUUAUUUUAGAUAUCUAUCUAAAAAUUCAAAGACUUAACUACAAGGUAUUUAACAUUGAUAGCAAACUUCAAAACUUAAUUGAGCAGUUCAAUCCUUAUGGUCUGCAUACAAACAGAGAGGAGGGACUUAUAAGUUAGAAUUAGGAAAAAGAAUUCGCUUACUAUCAAAAUUGCUUUACUUGGACAAUAAGGAAUGGAGAAUGGAGGAAAAUUCCGAAUAACACUCUUGCAAAAGGAGAUGUAAUCAAACUAUUGCCUGGUGAUAAAGCACCAGCUUUAGUUAAAUACUUUAACAAUGAAAAGAAUACUGAUAAAAUUGAUGAGGGGCUAUUGGGGAUAGGAAUUUCUAAAACACCGCAAAUUAGUUCUCAAGACCCAAAAUUAUUUGGAAAAGGUUAAAAGAUAGUUUUGCCAGGUUUGAAUGAAGUUCUAUAAAAAGUAUCUUAAUUAAGUGGACUUUAGGAUACUAAUGAUCCCGCAGAAGCAUUUGAAAGGAGUAAAAAGGAAUACAAACUAUUUGAGGUCUAAACUACCCCUUGCGUGACAGAUCUUACUGAAUUCAUCAAUAAUAUGGAAACAAAAAAGAAUUUUUCAAAAAAUCUACUAUAUUUCUCGAAUGCCAAAUUAGCUGAAAAAAUUCUUAAUUUUUUCUUAGGAUUUAGUUGGUUAAUCUGCAUUUCAAUAAAUAUAUCUUUCAUAUUAACUGACAGGUCCUUAGACUACUUUGAUUAGAAUGUUUAUUUGACUCUUAUUGGGUAUUCAUUUAUGGUUCCAUUUAUAUUUUCUAUAUGUGAAGCUUGGGCAAAUGCUCUCAUAAUCACUCUUUUCAAUACCUUGUAAUAUGAAGAUUACUACAAACUUUUGCCAGGUUCUCACAACUUAUAUAAGCUAUUGAAGAAAGAAACUUCCAAUAAGAAUAAUCUAGAUACCACUCUUAAUCUUAUCAAUUCUAGCAUUGCAAAUUUAGAAAAUAAAUAAAAUGAUGACAAUGUUUCGAAAAAGCUAAAUAUCAAAGAAAAGAAAAAAAAGAAGAAGAAGAAGAAGUUUUCUUGGAGAAAAUUUUUAUGCUAUUGUAGCAAAUCUCAUUAAAUAAGUAGGCUUAAAAAACAGAGAAGCAAGUAAAAGAAACUCUAGAAGAAUAACUAAAAAUUGAAUAAUAUAAUAAAUGCUGAUGAUUUUUACAAAAGCUAUGAUUUUUAAAAUAGAGGAAUAAGGAAAAAUUGGAAAGUAUUUUGGGGGUAUGUAAGAAGUGGUUCUAAUCAUUUGAAUAACUAUUUUGCAGCUUUAAGCUGUGUUUCAAUUUUGGCUUUUGUUGACAAAGAGGGCAUCGUAUCUGAAACAAGUAAAUAUGUGGAUGAGAUAGGUGUGAUUGAUAAGAAUUAGUAGAAAGUUGUUUUUGACCUUAUUCAUGAUUCUCAUGUGAAAAACGAAGAGGAAAUUUACUAGUUUGAAAAUUCCAAUGUACUGAAGGAGAAUUAAAAUAUCUUAAAGGCUUUGGGACUUUCAUUUAUGUUUGCGAGAAAUCCUAAAGAAAGUGAUACAGAAAAACAACUAAAAGAAAUCUUCUCGAAAGAUCCUCAAAUGGCAAAGGAAAUAAAUAAAGAAAUUGGAUUUUACUUUCACAAUGCAUUAAGAGCAGAAACAGAAUCUCAUUAAGACUGUGUCUGCGCUUUAGCUAAGUUGAUAGGACAUACUGACUCUUCUUUCCCUAAUUUUGAGACAAUUAGUUCAAUUUGGAAUGUUUUGCCAAGUGUCCCAGACGAGAAGAAAAAAUCUGAUGGUGAAAAAAGAAAGGUUAGAGAACUUGAAUUCAAAAAACACAAGAGUUUUGAUGAUUUUGACAAAGAUGAAGAAUAUGAAAAUUUAGUAGAGAAGAAUAGCGUUUCUGAAGAUGACAUUGAUAAAAAAUCAUUCAAAAGUGAAUUAUCUUAAAGAGGAAAAGCCAUUUUUGCAGACUAAAAGAAUCUUAAAAAGAUGCUUUUAGAGAGAUUUCAUAAGUUUGGACAUCUUGUCACAACAAUAGUCAAAGAUAAAUCUGAUGGGAAAUUGCAAUCGUUUAGCAGAGGAGAAGCAAAUAUUAUUUUUAACAAUUGUUCAGAUUACUGGAAUGGAGAAAAAAUAGUUCCAAUAAAAAAGGAAGUGGAAAGCUUUAUUAAAGAUAUCUUAUUUUAAUGGCAAGCUUCCGAUUUCGUUACUAUUGGAUUUUCUUAUAAGCCUAUUAUUCCAGACAUUUAGGAUAUUUUGGUAUCAAGGUCUACAGAAAAGCGAUCUAAGUCUCGUGAUGUGUUGGAAAGUUUUCAAAAUAAUUAGAUUUUUCUUGGUAUUAUAGGGAUUAAGCAUCAUUAGAAACAAGAAGCAAAUGAAUUAUUUUAAAGUCUCGAUGAUGCUGGUAUAAGAGGAGUACUUUUCUCUAAAGAAGAAGUUUUAGAGACAAAAUCUUUGGCUAAGGAACUUGGCAUUGACAGUGAAUGGAAUGCUUGGAUAAGUUUAGCUGAGAAUCCAAGUGAUUUCACAAAAUUAUACAACCAAGAUGGCCAUCUUAUACUACCCUAUGGUAUCGAAGGAAUAAAAAAGCACAUUGAAGAAGUUGAUACUAUUCCACUUUAAGUUCCAAUGUUUUGCGAUACCACUGCUGAGACAACAACUCAGAUGUUUUAGAUUUAUCAAGAACAUGAUGAUGUAGUUUGUUGUAUAGGAAACAUAAUGAACUCCGAGAAUUUGCAUAUUUUCUAGUAAGCCAAUGUUGCAAUAGGGAUGAUGAUCGAACCCUAAUAUAGAUGCAACAACUGUAAUGGUCUGAUAUCACACAAUCAGCAAAAGACUAGGUAUGUUUAAUUCGAUAAUUCUAAGAGCUCAGAAUAUCAGCCAAAUAAAUUAGAGAAAUUAAGUGCAGCUAUCAAUGCCUUAGCUUGCACUUUUGUAUUUGAUGCUAACACUAGUAUUUAUUUCUUUUUCUCUGUUUUUAGAGAGGCAAGAAGACUCAGAGAAAGUGUUGAAUAAGCUUCACUGCUCUCAAUAUUCAUCUAUCUUAUGCUUUUUCUGAUUUUUCUUUUAGAUUUAUGCCUUGGAUUAUACAAUUACAUUGACUAAUUGGAGACCUUAUACAUUUUAUUUGUAUUCGUACCACUGUUUUCGUUCUCAUGCAUGUCUAGACCAACCAAAAAUUCAAUAAUGAAGCGACAUGUAUUGAGUCCGAAGUAUCUUCCCUAUUUAGAUUUUGCUAUAUUUAUGAUAAAAUCGUCUUUUUUGAAAAUGAUUGUUGGUGCUGCAUUAAUGUACAGUGUCAGAAUUUUCUACAUUAGAUAAGCAAUUGAGCAUUUCAGAGAGACUCAGCCUCAAGAUUAUUUUAAGGCCUUUUAAGUGGAUGAGAAAUCCUAAAUGAUGAUAUUAGAUUAAUUCAACUAUAUUCUCUAUGGAAAGUAUAUUUCACUUAAGAGGAACUACAAGUAUUGGCAAUUGACAUUUGAAUUCGAGCAUAAGUUUAAUUUUUCAUACUUGUUGAUUAUUUUGACCUAUUUAUCUAUUGGCUAUGAGUCACCUAAUUAUACGCUUUUGUUUAAGUUCACCAAGAAUAAAUACUUUAGACUUAAUCUUGUAAUCUAAGUUUUGAUUACUGUAGCCUACUAUUUGUUAAGCACAAUGUCAUUUUUAGGCCCUAACUAUCCUCAUGACUACACUGAUUUAGGAAACUAUUAUUACCCUCAGUAUGAUGUAUGGCUUUGUGCCAUUGCUUCAUUAUUGAUCAUAGCCUUGAUUGAAGAGCUCACUAAAAAGAAAGUGAGGAAAUUAUUUGACAGAGAUCAUAACAGACUAAUGAUUUUCUUCUCAACUAAGCUUGGCAUGUGGAGUCCAAGAUGA
Messenger RNA from Stylonychia lemnae, 4176 nucleotides. The record is from the annotation of a GenBank genome assembly. Lineage: Eukaryota; Ciliophora; Spirotrichea; Sporadotrichida; Oxytrichidae.